CGUCUACAUAUCAGUCUCGUGUCUUGCCGUCUCGUGUACGUGAUCGUAAAAUUGUAUUUUUAUUUUUGUUGCAAAUUUCAUUACAUUUUUAAUUUAAUUUAAUUUCAUAACAAAUAUGCCUAAGCAAAUAACGAGUGUUUUAGUUAAAAAAUAUAUUACUGAAUUCGGGUCAGAUGUUUUUUCAGCAGACCAAAAUGUACUGUUUUGUAAUUUUUGUGAAACGAAAGUGAGCGUGGAUAAAAGGUUUAUUGUCACCCAACAUCUGAAGACGGAAAAACAUAAGCGGGCAGCUAAGCGUGUUGAAAAUCAUCCAAGUACAAGUAAAAUACUUACACAACAAUUUAUAACGAACGCUACAAAAAAGUCUGUAUUUAGUCACGAUCUAUGUAAGGCUUUGUUGUCAGCAAACAUACCUUUGAAUAAAUUAUCAAAUCCGUAUUUUAAAGAAUUUUUAUCAAAGUACACUGGUAAAGAUAUUCCUUCUGAAUCAACGUUACGAAAAGGUUAUGUUAAUGAAAUUUAUGAAAAUACAAUUCAAAAAAUAAGGAAUUAUGUUCAAAAUAAAUGCAUUUGGGUGUCAAUAGAUGAAACUACCGAUUGUACAGGUAGAUAUGUAGCAAAUGUUGUUAUUGGAAUUUUAAAUGACACUGAGAGUAGUAAUAUUUUUCUUUUACAUUCUGAGGAGCUCGAAAAAUGUAAUCAUUCCACAAUUUGUAGAUUAUUUGAUAAAUCUAUGAAUUUACUUUGGCCAAAAAGUGUUCAGCACGAUAAAGUAUUAUUGUUUAUUAGUGACGCUGCCCCCUAUAUGGUUAAAGCUGGAGAAGCCAUUAAAUUAUUUUAUUCAAAAGUUAUACACAUUACUUGUUUGGCCCAUGCAUUUCAUAGGAUCGCAGAAACUGUACGAACAGGAUAUCCAAAAGUUGACAAACUAAUUGCAAAUGUGAAAAAGGUUUUCCGUAAAGCACCUUCUCGCAUUCAAUAUUUUAAGUCAAUAGCCCCAUCUCUAUCACUACCACCUGAAAAUAUUUUGACAAGAUGGGGUACUUGGAUAAAGGCAGCGAAUUACUACUGUGAAAAUUUUGAGCAAAUAAAAGUAAUCAUUAAUACUUUUGAUGACAAUGAUGCAGUAUCAAUAAGAAAUUCAAAAAAGUAUCUCUCUGAUCAAAAUAUUGAAGCUCAACUUGUAUUUAUUAAAUCAAAUUUCGGAUUUUUACCCGAUUUAAUUACAAAACUUGAAAAACAAGGAAUUUCACUUGCAGAUUCUAUUUAUAUUGUCGAAGGAGCAAAAAAAAAAUUAAUUCAAAUUAAUGGAGAAAUAGGGGAAAAAAUUAAAAUUAAGAUAGAUUCUGUUUUAUCAAAAAAUAAAGGCUAUCAAGCAGUUUUAAAAAUAUCAAAGAUACUAAAUGGAGAAGAAAACAUAGAUGGAAUACCCGAAGAUUUUAGUUUAAAUGAUCUCACGUAUAUGAAAAACUGCCCAAUAACAUCAGUCGACGUUGAACGUUCGUUUUCAGCGUACAAAAAUUUACUCACUUCCAAUCGACAAUCGUUCAAAUUCGAAAACAUUAAAAAAUCUUUAAUUGUUCAAUGCAAUUUCCAAGGUAAAAUAAUAUACAAAAUAAAUAGUAAAAAUAGGUACCUAAAGUAAAUUGUUUUUAUUUUUUCAGAGCCAUUAAAAGAAAACUCUGAAGAAAACUGAAACUUAAACAGAAAUACACAUUUUUACUAUUUAUAUAAUUUAUUGUACUUAU
Sipha flava (yellow sugarcane aphid) is the source of this 1748-nucleotide messenger RNA. RefSeq lists its product as uncharacterized. Gene Ontology annotation, biological process: regulation of transcription by RNA polymerase II. Gene Ontology annotation, molecular function: double-stranded DNA binding. Lineage: Eukaryota; Metazoa; Arthropoda; Insecta; Hemiptera; Aphididae. Gene Ontology annotation, cellular component: nucleus. Bases 116 to 1645 code for a protein of 509 amino acids. The record is from RefSeq and is a predicted model, not a curated record. The transcript has a single exon.